CAGGCUCAGAGCCCUCCACUGUCAGAGGAGUGGAGAAGUCUUAGUGGGGGAAAGUGAGACUAACCAGAGAAGAAAAACACUUUUUAAACUGUUUUUGCCUCUGGAGAACGGUAAGAGCUUGGGUGGAAGAUCCAACAUGGCAGUUACCAGCAAGUCUAUGCCUGGCUCCACUAUCGGCCCCACUCUGGGGUUUGAUGACUACACUCUCUACAGCACCCUGUCAGAUGACGAGCUGAUGCAGCUGGCUAUCGAACGCAGCCUUAGUGAUCCCCACAAUGCCACUUCACUGGGUGAAGCCAGCAAGACCUCCACAGCUCUAGGCAGAAGAACAGUCCAGUUCAGGGAAAAUCCACCCACAACUACACCGAACCCAUCAAAUCCACCUAGGGAGGACCCAAGCCAUAGGCCGCCUACUGCCAACCCACCUGACGCCAGGAGAAGGACAUGUGAAGAAAGAAGGAAAUGUGGAGACAUUGUGGUGACUCAUUUUGUAACUGGCAAUGGAAAGCGCAUGCUGGCAUAUCACAGAGGCGAUGGCUCCAUUCAGUACGUGCCAGACACAGAAAAGGAACAGGACCCUAUUGUGAAAGCCAUCCUGAAUGGUGAUGUGACUACGGUACGAGCUAUGGCUAAUAACAUACUGCGGCCUGACAAGUAUGGAUGGAUCCCGCUGCACGAGGCUGCAUAUUAUGGCCAAGACCAGUGUGUCAGAGUUCUUCUUGGGGCUCAACCUGGUGUGAUUAACACGUGCGACCUGAAAGGCCGGACCGCUCUCAUCUUGGCAGUGGAAAGCGAAAAGGUGGCCUGUGUAGAGGCACUUCUGGAGAUGGGGGCUGACCCAGACCUUGCCAACAAGGAGAGAGAGAGCCCCCUCUACAAAGGUUGCGAAAUGGACAAUGCCGAGAUUGUGGCCAUGCUUCUGAAUCACGGUGCUAUGGUGAACAAAUACUCUACCCAGGGCUGGACAGCUCUCCUAGAGGCUGUGAGCCGCAACAACGUUGAGAUCUGUGAGAUGUUAGUCCGGAACGGGGCUAAGGUCAACCCAACCAACCCAACCAUGUCCAGUAUCACACCACUUUCUACUGCAGCCCAGAAUGGACAUGUGGAAACACUUCGAUUUCUUAUUAAACACGGUGCUGAUGUCAAUAGCGAGGCAAGUGAUGGGUCCACAGCUCUGUAUGAGGCGGCUAAGAACGGCCAUGAGGACAUUGUGGAGAUUCUUCUUUCUCAGAAAGCUGUCGCAAACAAAGUGGGAAAGAAAGGACUUCUGCCACUCCAUAUCGCUGCCCAACAAGGAAAUGAUGGUAUCGUGUCGUUGCUGAUCAAAGCCACCAGCAAGUCCAGAGUGAAACGCAGUGGCAUCAGUCCCCUCCACCUGGCCGCCGAGUACAAUUGGGAUGAAGUCCUGGAGGUCCUGAUCAAGGCCGGCUACGAUGUCAAUGCCGUGCUGUCGGAGGAACGCUCCAGGAUGUAUGAGGACCAUCGUAGAACAGCGCUCUACUUCGCCGUCACCAACGGCAAUGUGGACACGACCACCAUGCUUCUAGAAGCCGGUGCCAACCCAAACCUGGACACAUUCAACCCGCUACUUGUGGCCAUGAGGCAAGGUAGUAUUGAAUUGGUAACUUUGCUGGUGGAGCACAUGGCCAACGUCAAUGCCUACAUCCCCACUCACCCCACCUCAUUCCCAGCCACCGUCAUGUUCAGUAUGAAGUAUCUGUCCAUGCUGAAGUAUCUGAUGGACAACGGAUGCGAUGCCCUCUCCUGUUUUAGUUGCACUUACAGCAGUGGUCCACACCCACCCCUUCAGGAGACCUCUGAGAGAGAUGAUUUGCGCUACAAUACCGAUAUGCGCAGAAAUACCGGGGAACCUGUUCAGUUUUGUGAGAUAAUCUCUACUCGGGCAAUGAGCCGCUGGGCAGGACCCAUCAUAGACGUACUCCUGGAUUACGUUGGCCAGGUGAAACUCUGCUCCAGACUCACUGAACACCUAGAUAGCUUCAAGGACUGGGAAGUCAUCAAGGAGAAAGCAACGCCACCACGUCCACUGAUGCAGCUGUGCAGGCUGAAGAUCCGCCAGAAAGUUGGAAUCCACAGACUGAGGUACAUCAACAAACUGCCCCUCCCACAACAACUGAUCAAGUACCUCAACCAUGAAGAGUGCAACCAAGAACAGUUUGGUGAAGACUAAUGUGUAAAAUCAUAGUCAAAGUAAGAGACAACAGAGGGAAUACGGCACAAAAUCGCUUCACAUAUUCAUUGUUUUUAGUGUGAUAUUUGAGCAAUAAUAUAGAGUAGAGUGCGUUGAACCUAGAGUUCACAAUUAAACUUUAAGACCAGACUAAGGUAGACUUAACAAAGUCGGUAAGUGUGUGUGCUUGCACUUCACUUCAGACAAACUCCUCAUGAGGGUGCCAAAUGACUUCACAGAGGAUGGAUCCAUGAAUGAAGUUCUUUUGACACCACCAUUCCUCUUGCCCUCUAGCAUUGGACUGAACUACUACUGUACCACAUAACCCAACCUAGUGCAUUAUUCAUGCAAUGUACUGUCCAUGUUAUGAUGGCUCACAUUUUACAACAUAUAAUUAUCUACAAUGUUGUCUCUUGGAUUGUUGUUCAAUUACAUUAUGACCACUAAUUGGAUUGUGAAUUAUCACAGACAUCCAUAUGGUAGAGGCAGCUGUUUUAGUCUUGAAAUAGGUCUAUAACAAGCUGUUCUGUAUCCAUGACUGAACUGCAUUGGUCAGUAUUAAAAACAUAGUAUGUAAUUGCAAAACCUGUCAAGGCAAUGGAAACUACUUGCCAACAAUGUUGAUUGACAGAUGAACGCUUUUUCUGUAGAAUUCAUCACUUGAUCUGUAAGACGUGUGGGAAUCUGGUUCCACUUCUAGCACAGUGGUCCACUCUGUCCAAACUGAGGAACGCCACAGAAGAUGGCUUUGUUAGACUGAGGUGCUAUCUUUAGCUCACAGCUCAUUUGAACUGUGUAGUGAAAACUCAAAAGCAGAGAGAAGGUGGAUCUUUUGAGAAGUAUUUCUUACUCUAACCUAAGAAAAUAUGCUAUUUAAAAAAUAUACAUGCAUUUUGAUUUAUUGUUUGUAAAUCCUGCUCUGUGAUUUUCCCCAGUGAAUUUUGCAGAUGGUUACAGGCUACAUUGAUAUGACAUUGCUGCUGUUUGGUGUUAUUUGAGUGUAAAAAAUAUAUUUUCAAAGUUCACAUUUAUAUGUAUGGACUGUUAUGUGCAACAUCCUAAUUAGGCUGCACUAAAAGUAAAUGUAGAGAUUAUCAUUAUUUGAAUGACAAGUCAUCAUUGAGCUAUAAUCCAUCUAUGAUGAUGCUGCAAUUAACCUUACUCCAUCUUCAUACACCAAAUGAUUGAUGUUUGACUGCACCUGUUUCCCAUUUUCCUAAAAUGAAACUGUCACCAAUUUUCAGCCUCAUAUUUAGCACAGUUUCUACAUUCUGAAGAUUAACCCUUGUGUGGGUUAACAUUUUCAAUGUUUACUAAAAGAAAAAUGAUAGAAUUAAUACAUUUUCAACCUGA
Messenger RNA from Oncorhynchus gorbuscha (pink salmon), 3544 nucleotides. RefSeq names its product ankyrin repeat and SOCS box protein 2-like. NCBI's taxonomy places the organism in Eukaryota, Metazoa, Chordata, Actinopteri, Salmoniformes, Salmonidae. The record is from RefSeq and is a predicted model, not a curated record. Gene Ontology annotation, biological process: intracellular signal transduction. The coding region runs from base 137 to 2191 and encodes 684 amino acids. The transcript is spliced from 10 exons. Gene Ontology annotation, molecular function: protein binding.